Lolium perenne is the source of this 1530-nucleotide messenger RNA. RefSeq names its product putative disease resistance protein At3g14460. NCBI's taxonomy places the organism in Eukaryota, Viridiplantae, Streptophyta, Magnoliopsida, Poales, Poaceae. Gene Ontology annotation, molecular function: ADP binding. The record is from RefSeq and is a predicted model, not a curated record.
AUGGCUGGCGAGACCAUCGUCUCCGCUGUUGUGGCGGACAUGGUCGGCAGGGCGCUGUCCCUCCUCGCUGGGCAUCUCCUGGACCAGCAGCCGGAGCGGAACGCCGAGGCCAAGCUGCCAAGGCUACGGCACCUGCUAGUCAGGGUCGAGAGCGUCGCCGAAGCGCCCGGGGCGAGGCGGAUCACGAGCCACGCGCUGCUCGCCUGGCUCGCGGAGCUUGUCAACGGCGCGUUCCGGGCGCGCUACCUCCUCGACGCGCUCCCGAGCGGACGAGGCCAGGACGAAGGACAUGGCAAGCUCGUGCCGGCGCGGUCUUUCUCCCUGCCUAGUUCGUUCAACCCCUCUAAGCGCCUCUGCGUGGCGGCCAGGCGGCUGCUGCUCCGCGACGCCGACGCCAGCGCCAACGAGCUCGACAGCAUCCUCGCGGACCUGGAAAGAGUCGCCGGCGGUCUCACGGAGUUCAUCAUGCUGCUGCAGAUGUGCCCGGCGGCGCCGCACCGGCCGCUGCCCACCACGGGCAUCUACGCGGACAGCCUGAUGUUCGGCCGGCACGCCGAGAGGCGCCGCGUUCUGGACUUCUUGCUGGAAGAUGAUGAAGGCGGUGAGCCGGCGGUGGAAGAGCUAGGCAUCCUUUCAAUUGUCGGCGCUGCCGGCCUCGGGAGGACCACGCUCGUGCAGCACGUGUGCGAGGACCCCGCCGUGCGCCGCCGCUUCUCCCUGGUCAUGAUGCUGGACUUCCACUGCAUGAGUCUCAUGGCCGCCGGCGAGACGGAGCUGUUCCUACGCUCCCUGUUCGCGCCGACAGCCGCCAGCAUCCUCUCCGGCGGCGACAGCCAGAAGCUUAGUCUUCUCCAUCGGAAGCUGCGUGGGGAGAGGUUCCUGGCCGUGUUUGACAACGUGGACACGCGCAGGAGGCAAGUGGUGGACGCGAUCAUGCCGACCCUGCGGCGUGCCGGCAGGCGAGGGAGCAAGGUCAUCGUCACGAGCACCGACGCCGAGUACGUCGCUGGCCUCGGCACGGCGGAGCCGAUCGAAUUGCGUCCUCUGCCUCGGGAGGAGUACUGGUUCUUCUUCAAGGCGCACGCCUUUGGCAGCGACGCCGAGGCGGACCCGCGGCUGGCGGCGGCGGGGCAGGCCAUCGCCAAGAGGCUCCGCGGUUCCUUCUUGGGCGGGAAGAUAGUGGGCGCGCUCCUGAGGUCCCGCCCUGACGCGCGGCUAUGGCGUAGCGUCCUCAACAGCAGCACCCUGAGCGUGGCAGACGUGUCGUGCUGCCUCGGCAACGGCAGCUACGUAGAAGCGGUGGCCGGCAACCUCCUCCCGCCGCACGUGGCCGUUAGUUGCGUCACCGUCUCCGGCUCUCCGGUGAGAGGGCACGUCGGAAUUCAGGAUUCCUCGUUGGCCCUUCCUGCUCCCCCUUCUCCCGACGACCACCGGCCGGAGUUGCCUGUGCUGCUGUGCAAGUCUGUCUUCCCUUCCUACUGCCUCUACUACACUGCCCAUUGCACGAUCGACGGAGAUUUGAAUCAGUAA